Porites lobata is the source of this 1571-nucleotide messenger RNA. The record is from the annotation of a GenBank genome assembly. Lineage: Eukaryota; Metazoa; Cnidaria; Anthozoa; Scleractinia; Poritidae.
AUGAAUAUCUCGGGAAUACACUGGAUGUUGUUGGUAAGUUUAGGUCAUCCCACUUGGUAAGGCUGCUACCACCUGGGGGGACUCCCAUAUGAAAGGGGCAGUUAUGCUUGUCGGGAAUUUUGAAUUAAACCCUUAAAAACAAGAAAGUUACAGCCAGUUGUGUCUUAAAACAAUUUAAAUUUAUAAAAGUACACCACCGUGAUGACACCUUUUGUCAAAGUACUGUCUUUAAGGCACUGUUACGUUUGUUAAAUGAGACAGUACAGUUGCAUUCAAUUUGUCAGGUUCUUCUUUAACCUCUCUGCUGCAACUCAAUGGACUUGUUCCCAAGUUUUGGACGGAAAGGAAUCCACUCGUUUUUACAUUGACCCUUUCCAUGAAUACAGCAAACCAAAGGAAAUAACAGCUCUGUCAUCUCCUAGUCUGUACAACAUCAUCAGUAAGAUAAGGUGGGUGUUGCCUGGUCAAGGCAAUCUCAGAUCAGAGAGUCAUUCAUCCUUCAAUAUUUCAGAGAAAACAUUAGACUAGCAUUUAUGUUUGCCAAUACCCAUCUGCUGUAGGUGGAAAGUAGAACAUUCAAUUUGGCAAAUGAUGACCCAAGGGGGACUUUCCAAAAAAUAAUUUUGAAGGUUGAGCUAUACAGAUUAACCACCCAACCCACCAUCAAGAGUUCUGAAGCCUGUCACAUAUUUCUCAGCGAAUAGCUACCCACUAGUAGGUUUCAUCAUGCAUUCCUACUUCAGUUCAUGGGAAAGUUUCCCAACCAGACUUGGGAUCCUUAAUUGACAGCAUUUUUUUUGCAGAAACCAAACACUCAUAGCACAUGGACAUUAACUUCGGUAGACACUGAUGUUAUGUUGUUACAGGUAAAAAUUUUAUACUGUCAAAUGAUUGGUUUUAUUCAUUUUAGUGAAGCUGCGGACAUCAAAACAGGUUGGCAAAGCAAGGAUUGGAGAUGCAUUGAGCCUCCGCAUUUUCAGCAGAUGGAUGGAUUCAACUGUGGUGUACUAGUUUGCACAGUAAUGUUCAGUUGUUCUGUGAUUAUUUGGUUAAUUAAAGGUUGACAAGUAUACAGUCAUGCAACUUACUCUAUGCCAUCCAUUGCAUAAUGCUAACAUAUUAAUUGAUUGCGUUUGUUUAGUUUGCAAGGAACCUGGAUGACAAGAAACUCACUAACAACUUUAAUGUUGUUAUUGAGAGGAACAAAUUAUUAUCCAACCUGUUUGGCAGCUGUUAUGAUGACGUUUUGAGGUACUCCACCAUGCAAGUUAUUGCAAUUUCCUAGGAAGAGAGAUUUCUUAAAAGCCCAAUUUGAGAAGAAAGCUAUGAAAAAAAAACAUUGAAUUUGCUGUGGGGACAGAAUAUGGACAUUCCUAUGGACAUUAAAAGCAUGUAUUUUAAGGACUGUUCAUACAAUUUCCAAAACUUUGUAAAAAUACACCUUAUGUUUCUCUUCUUUUUACAGUGGAAGGGAUGUAUUUGUCUGCAAAGUAUGAAGGAUGGAUGAUAAUGAAGACUGGCUUGGAUGUGAGAAAUGUGGACAGUUCUUUCAUACUAGUUGCCUAGGAUAA